AUGCACUGCGAGUUCCGAGACUUAGACGAUGCCCUGAUGGAUCGAAUUGUCUGCGGGGUCCGGGACAUCCAUCUGCAACGGCGUCUCCUCGCCAAGCCAGACCUCACGCUACAGAAAGCCAUUGAGGAGGCUGUGGCCUCAGAAGCUGCUGAACGCUCCGCCCAGGAGAUCCGCAAGUCCAGCAGCCCGCGUCUUGCUAGGAAGCCAGUUCCAGUGCAUCACGAAGAGGCCAGCAGUGAUGAGGCAUCCUCCAGUGAAGACGAUGACGUGCACCAGACAAAGCGGGAGCGCAGGAAGUUCCAGCAGUAG
Messenger RNA from Podarcis lilfordi (Lilford's wall lizard), 309 nucleotides. The record is from the annotation of a GenBank genome assembly. Lineage: Eukaryota; Metazoa; Chordata; Lepidosauria; Squamata; Lacertidae.